Molecule: messenger RNA, 3504 nt
Organism: Cynoglossus semilaevis (tongue sole)
Lineage: Eukaryota; Metazoa; Chordata; Actinopteri; Pleuronectiformes; Cynoglossidae
Gene: tnpo3
Product: transportin 3
Exons: 23
Coding region: 180-2951 (923 amino acids)
Biological process (GO): protein import into nucleus
Cellular component (GO): cytoplasm
Molecular function (GO): small GTPase binding
Source: RefSeq, a predicted model, not a curated record
CGUCCUUCUGACAAAGCGGAACUUUUUGUUUCUGCUCGUGUUUCCAGCCGGACGUGUCGCCGUUGCACGCGGGAAGACUAUGCGAGAUGGCGGUCGACAUCCAGGCCGUGUAGGAACCUUCCAGAUCUGCCUUUUUGGUUACUUUUCUGCCUGACUAACACCAUUCUCUGACCCGAGCCAUGGACGGGGCUAAACCGAGCCUGGCCCUGGUUUACCAGGCAGUCCAGGCCCUGUACCACGAUCCGGACCCAGCCGGGAAGGAGCGAGCGUCGGUGUGGCUCGGAGAGCUGCAGAGAUCGAUGUAUGCGUGGGAGGUCUCAGAUCAGCUGCUGCAGCUUAAACAGGACGUGGAAUCAUGUUACUUCGCCGCACAGACGAUGAAGAUGAAAAUCCAGACAUCCUUUUACGAGCUUCCACCUGAGACCCACAAUGCAUUGAGGGACUCCCUGCUCACACAUAUCCAGAACUUAAAGGACCUUUCACCCAUCAUCGUCACACAGCUCGCUCUGGCAAUUGCAGAUCUCGCUCUUCAGAUGGCAUCAUGGAAAGGAUGCGUUCAAACACUAAUAGAAAAGUACAGCACUGACAUCAGCUCGAUGCCCUUCCUGGUGGAGAUCCUCACUGUGCUUCCAGAGGAAGUUCACAGUCGAUCGUUGCGAAUCGGAGCCAAUCGCAGGACAGAGAUCAUUGAAGAUCUGGCCUUUUACUCCACCACAGUGGUCACUCUGUUGACCACGUGCGUGGAGAAGACUGGUGACGAUGAGAAGAUGCUGAUCAAAGUGUUCCGGUGUUUGGGCAGUUGGUUCAACCUUGGAGUCCUGGACAGUAACUUUAUGGCCUCAAACCAGCUCUUCAUGGUUGUCUUCCAAGUUUUGCAAAGGGAUGAAACUUCCACCAACCUCCACGAGGCGGCGUCCGACUGCGUCUGCUCUGCUCUCUACGCCAUCGAAAACGUCGACACGCACAUGCCGUUGGCCGUGCAGCUGUUCCGCGGCGUCCUAACGCUGGAGACGGCGUAUCACAUGGCGGUUGCGCGAGAAGAUCUGGACAAAGUUCUGAACUACUGCAGGAUCUUCACUGAGCUCUGUGAGACAUUUCUGGAGACCACAGUCAGGAGUCCAGGUCAGGGAACUGGAGACCUGAGAAUGCUUGAGCUGCUGCUGAUCUGUGCGGGGCAUCCCCAGUACGAGGUGGUGGAGAUCUCCUUCAACUUCUGGUACCGACUGGGAGAACAUCUGUACAAAAUCAACGACCCGGCACUCAACACCAUCUUCAGACCGUACAUCCAGAGACUCCUCCACUGUUUGGCUCGACAUUGUCAGCUCGACCCCGACCACGAGGGCAUCCCAGAGGAAACAGACGACUUCGGAGAGUUCCGGAUGAGAGUGUCUGACCUCGUCAAGGACGUCAUUUUCCUCGUCGGGUCCAUGGAAUGUUUUUCUCAGCUCUACUCAACGUUAAAAGAUGGCAGCCCCCCCUGGGAGGUCACAGAAGCCGUCCUCUUCAUCAUGGCUUCCAUCGCCAAAAGUGUCGACCCAGAAAACAAUCCAACACUGUCCGAGGUGCUGCAGCAGGUGGUUCUACUUCCUGAGAACGUCCACGUGGCAGUUCGCUACACGAGCAUCGAGCUGGUCGGUGAGAUGAGCGAGGUCAUGGACAGAAACCCGAGGUUUUUAGACCCUGUGCUGAGCUACCUAAUGAAAGGCCUCAGAGAAAAACCACUGGCGUCGGCAGCUGCCAAAGCGAUCCACAACAUCUGCUCGGUGUGCAGAGACCACAUGGCACAGCACUUCCAUGGACUUCUGGACAUCGCCCGGGCUCUGGACUCCUUCGCCCUGUCCACAGAGGCUGCCGUAGGGCUGCUUAAAGGCACGGCUCUGGUCCUGGCUCGUCUUCCCCUGGAGAAGAUUGCCGAGUGUCUCAGUGACCUUUGUGCGGUUCAGGUGCUGGCUUUAAAAAAGCUUCUGGCAGAAGAAUCUUCAAACGGCAAAACGGCAGAUCCUACAGUGUGGCUCGACCGACUAGCCGUAAUCUUCAGACACACAAACCCCAUCGUGGAGAACGGACAGACUCAUCCCUGCCAGAAGGUCAUCCAGGAGAUCUGGCCCGUGCUCUCUGACACCUUGAACACAUAUCAGGCUGACAACAGGAUUGUAGAGCGAUGCUGUCGAUGCCUGAGGUUCGCAGUCAGGUGUGUCGGAAAAGGCUCCGCCUCCCUGCUGCAGCCGCUGGUCACACAGAUGGUGAGUGUGUACCAGGUUUACCCACACUCCUGCUUCCUAUACCUGGGCAGCAUCCUAGUGGACGAGUACGGUAUGGAGGAGGGCUGUAGGCAGGGACUGCUCGACAUGUUACAGGCUCUCUGUAUGCCCACCUUCCAGCUGCUGGAGCAGCAGAACGGUUUGAGAAACCACCCCGACACUGUGGACGACCUGUUCAGGUUGACGACCAGGUUCGUUCAGAGGAGUCCCGUCACGUUACUCAGCAGCAGCAUCAUCAUUCACGUCAUCCAGUGCGCUAUCGCCGCCACGUCAUUGGACCAUCGAGACGCCAACUGCAGCGUCAUGAAGUUUGUCCGAGACCUCAUCCACACUGGAGUGGCCAAUGAUCACGAGGAUGACUACGAGGUGCGGAAGCAGCUGAUUGGUCAGGCCCUGGGGCAGCACGGUCAGCAGCUCAUCACACAGUUAAUGCACUCCUGUUGUUUCUGCCUGCCACCGUACACACUGCCCGACGUGGCGGAAGUCCUGUGGGAGCUCAUGUUGUUCGACCGACCAACAUUCUGCCGCUGGUUAGAAAACGCACUGAAAGGUUUACCGAAGGAGACGUCAGGAGGCGCCGUGACCGUCACUCACAAACAGCUGACUGACUUCCACAAACAGGUCACCAGUGCUGAGGAGUGUAAACAGGUUUGCUGGGCCAUCAGAGAGUUUACCAGACUGUUCCGGUAGCUGCAAUCUUCAUAUGAUACUAGGCUCAAUCUUUCGUUGACCAAUGGUCAGAGGUGACUUCAAACAGCUACAACUGCAGAGUUCAGAGAAACCGUCACCAUGGCGAUGAAGAUGAUCAUGUGAUGAAACUGGAGGACUUACAACAGGAAGAUUCACUCUGAAAGACUGAGGGAGUGACUCCUCCCCCUGACCUCUGACAUCACCUGCUGUUGGGAGAGUCAGUUGGGAGGGGCCUGUUUGGUCUACAGUCAUGGGAAAUCGUGGAAUGUUUUUAAGAGAUUUAUUUUUUGGGACUUGGUCGCAAUGAUGUUUUUGUCUGUGCCAAUAAUGAGCCAAAAAGAAAAAAAAUCCCAUCAUGCUUUUGGCUAAAUGGAUGCCCACGAAAGUAUGAUGGAGAAUUUGGCGUCACCUUUGACCUUUUUAACUUUGGUUGAAUUUUAUUUGAUUUUCCACAAAGUGAGGCAGAGUGAACUGUGGGUAAUGAGAGACUGACGCCAUGACAUCAUCAGUGAUGUAGCCUUGUUGUAAACAAAUAAAAAAAAAUACAACUCAA